Messenger RNA from Rotaria sp. Silwood2, 666 nucleotides. The record is from the annotation of a GenBank genome assembly. Lineage: Eukaryota; Metazoa; Rotifera; Eurotatoria; Philodinida; Philodinidae.
AUGUCGCUAGGUGAAAGUAUCAAUCAAGAUUCAACACCUCCAUCAUCAUCUAUUCGUCAUUUCCUUAUUGUUCCAUCAUUUAAUCCUGAACGUCGACAUUCAUGGGCGAAUGUUAUUUCAUAUAUAUCAGCACGAAAUUCUGAUAUUACUUCCUCUAUAAAUGUAACAAAUGCUGAAGCUACACGCUCAUUUUCCUCAAUAAAUAUUCGUUCCUUUCCAUUUCAAUGUUGCGGCGAGAGAAGAAAUUCUUCUCAAAGACAACCAGUCGAACAAACUUCAAAGAACAAUUUUACACAUCGAAAAAGUUCAACACCAAGUAUUUCAUCACGUCGUCCUUCAAAAAAUCUAAUACGAAAUCAUCGAAAAACAAAUACAAAACCAGCAAUAAUAUCAUCUUCAAUAACAAUACCAACAUUAACAAAAUCAACAAAAAAACGUCGUCGACGCGGAGGAAUGGCUUCAGCUUGUACUUCAUGUGUUUCAUCAAAUCAUAGUCGUCGACCGAGUUCGACAACUCUUGAUGAUAUCACAGCAAUUCCCGCUAUAUCUUCCUCUACAAAUCCACCUUUACUAACUCGUCUUGGACAGAUUAUAUUGAGACGACGAACUACUGGCGGUACUAAUAAUAGUACUAGUAGUACCAUAGUCAAUAACAAAAGCAGGUAA